AUGAUAAAAAAAGUUACAUCACAUGAUCCCGAAAGUAACAAUAAAUUGUUAAAUACACUUUACCAUCCAAUCAUUGUCACCAUAUUGGCUUCAGAUUACUUUGAUGAACAAGAUGAUAAAAAA
Entrophospora candida is the source of this 123-nucleotide messenger RNA. The record is from the annotation of a GenBank genome assembly. Lineage: Eukaryota; Fungi; Glomeromycota; Glomeromycetes; Entrophosporales; Entrophosporaceae.